Messenger RNA from Seminavis robusta, 2622 nucleotides. Lineage: Eukaryota; Bacillariophyta; Bacillariophyceae; Naviculales; Naviculaceae. The record is from the annotation of a GenBank genome assembly.
UUUGAUGAGACUCAAGUUCUCGCAGAAUUAUCCUCGUCACAGCUUCUCCUAAAUCCGAAACUGCCUCCAAAUCAACAAUCGUCCAAGUGCAUCACUUCGAGCUCCGCAAUCGUAUUGAAGGCUCCGAGGCUUCAAGCUUUGAGGAGGGUCAAGAAAGCAGGUUUUUGAACCAUCUGCUUGAAACUUGAGAGAGACCAGUCGACGUCGGCGGAAGCCAAAGAGGACUAAACCCAACAGCCACAGCACAACUCAGACGACGAGCCAUACGAUCUCGCAAUCUGCUGUUGCUUGCUUCACAAUCACGGUACCGAUCACAGCAACAUCUGUUCAACACCCUUGGUCCAAAUAGAGUUUACUUUGCUCACAUUAUCAUCAGUUUUCCUCGUCCUAUCGAGACUUUGGUGUCCUUUCUGGAAUUGCUAAGUAUCAGCUGCAUAGAGAAAGCCGCCGGCAACGAUUUCACAAGGCAACGAGCUUCUGUGGGCGCAUCUUGAUUUCUUUCUGGAUAUCUACCACUGCGGCGUAGCCUUUGUUCGGACGCCUUCGUCCCCAACAGCCACCUUCAUCGAAGCCAUUGACUCUUUGGCUCUCCAAAUACCGGAAUCGCACUGCCGCGCCGCACUGCACUACGAGCCAAGAUGAACCGUGGUGACUCGGAUGCUACGAAAUCACAGAGUACUGAACUGUGGUGUCAGCCCUUGCUGUUUCCUUCGCGCGGCGAUAAUGACGGGCAAGAGACUGCCAUCAUGCCGUCUUUGCACUCCCUGGAUCGUUCUCGGCUCAAGCGUUCCAGAGGAGAUGCACAAGAAAUGCAAAGCGGUAUCAGCGCAACUAUUUUGCCUUCUUCUCAGCUGAAACCAGUGUUUUCAAUACAGUCCUUAUCCUUGGACCGAGGCGCCAUUGCCCCUGCUUUGGCCAGCCCAACUGCUCCAUUUGCCAGGUCGGAACGCAAGAAAGCCUAUGUAUCUGCCCUUUUUUACAGCGAAUGUUUCCACCGGAAGAUUCAACCCGUGGAUGCCGAUUCAGCCUCUUUUGACAUUCAGAAUCAGUAUACCAAAUGGUGGGUCGAUGCCAAGAAGAAGCAGACUUGCACUCCAACUGAUGCUGGCAGUGGUAGCAGUCCAGAAGAAGACAACCCAAGCAGCAAGAAACGCAGGCUUCCUGAUCCUAACAGUGAAAAAUGUGAUUCUGGAAUGAUUGUUUCCUCGUCUUUGAGACCCUACUUGACCCAGGAAAUGGUGACACUGCUCAAAGAUCGCUUCAUUGAACAACUACAAAAGACGGGUGGCGACACCACCACUGCUGAGUUCCAACGCUGUCUGGAGCAGCUACGAUCCGUGUACGUUUCGGGGUUCCCUGGUAGUAGCUAUACCAACAGGAAGAGCCAUCUUUGCGGCGCCCACGGCACGUGGCUGACUCUCUCCAAACCUACCUAUUCAGAAUGCCUCGGGCGAAACGAGAAUGGCGAAAGCAUCUACACCUUGGGGCGAAUGUCUUUUGAUAUGUUCCGUCCAAGCAACUUGAGGUGUUCUAUUCGAGCUGUCAUGAACAAUGUUCGGGUCAUGGAUCCCAAGAGCAAGCCCCCGUCGUUCCCGCACCGAUUAGCCAAGGAACUGAAACAGCACCGAGGAAGAAAAAGUCACAAUCCUAUUCACCAUUAUGACAUUGUUGUGGCGUUUACGAUCGAAGCCAACCAAACACGUAACGGGACGGAACCCAAGACUGCCGACGCAAGCCAUGGCGACGAUGAGUUUGUGGUUACCCGCCCGAUCCGUGGCCUGAUGACCAACCAUGGCUACAUGGUGGCCGAUCCCAAGUGUCCCAACCGCAUGUCCAUUUGGUUCACUGGUGGAUCUAUGGAAGUGCAAGACGAGGUAGCGGACGCUGAGAUCUGGAAGCAGAUCUUUGAUGAGUCCCUUGCCCCCAGUCGAGACCUGAAGGCCAUGGCCAACCUGUUAGCAGCCAAGGUAUUGCUUGGAGCCUACACCACCACUACGAGUGUAGACUCCAACACUGGUAACAGCAUUACCACCAAUGACGUGGAGGAUCAUCCCCCUUCGCCGUCAUCCACGUCAACAUGUUCGAAUGAGAGCAACGACGACAGCGCACCAAUCAUGAGUUACUUCUUCAAGCGCCCCAUUGGGGGGCAUGGAGAAGUCUACUGCGAUACCCUCUACAUUGACGAGAAUCUGCGCAUUAUGCAAGGCCACCACGGGUCUACUUAUGUGUUCACGAAGGUCCCAGACUGCUAAUGUUCUGAGACUCGUGAAAAUGCUGGUGAAUCCUGCAUUCUUCUAACCGAAACAAGAAACAAUGAAUAUUUGUGAAUACGACGAUCCUCUCUACGUUCAUUUCAUUCACCAUUCGACCUGUACAUACAAUUCAUACCCGUGUUCCCAUGCGGCCGUUCGAUUUGUACAUACCAUGAGAGCUAUUACCAAAGACCCAAUUACCUAUACUGCUCGUAGCAACCGGUUUUGGUGCCUCGCAUUUCACGAACACCACAGCUUUUACAACAUUGAAUAAUAUAAAUGAGUUCUACAUGUGCAUUGAGAGCAUUCACGAGCAAACUGCUUGCCCAUCUAGCUAGCUAGUACUAAUAGUGUAAUAAUAGUAAUGACA